AUGGGCUCUGUCUUGACGGCUCGCCAAACUGAUGAACUGCAUAAGGCAAUAAUUGGGUACUUAGCGGCGGCCAACUGUUCGCCCAGUGUUGCCAGUUUACGCGAAGAGCUAGGCCUACAGGUUGAAAAAUUCCCAGAUGCAGCGGUACAGCAGUAUGGAGGGCUCUUAGCGAAGAAGUGGACCAGUCUUUUGCGGUUCUCUCGGCAGAUCAUGGACCUUGAGUCGGAGGUAGAUUGUCUCAAAGGAGAAUUGAAAGCCUCGCCGGCAGCGUUGAAGAGGAAGAUCACUGAUCCAGCGAACUGGCUGCCAAAGGCACCGACAUACACUCUUAAGUCGCAUAGAUGUGGCAUUGAAUGUGUGGCCUUUCAUCCAACAGACCCCUGGGUUGCGUCUGGGGCGGGGAACGGUGAGAUCAAAAUCUGGGACUGGGAACAAGGACGGCUCGCGAAAACCAUCUGGGCCCAUUCCGAUUAA
Molecule: messenger RNA, 474 nt
Organism: Penicillium chermesinum
Lineage: Eukaryota; Fungi; Ascomycota; Eurotiomycetes; Eurotiales; Aspergillaceae
Product: Nuclear distribution protein nudF 1
Exons: 3
Coding region: 1-474 (157 amino acids)
Molecular function (GO): protein binding
Source: RefSeq, a predicted model, not a curated record